This is a messenger RNA of Chroicocephalus ridibundus (black-headed gull), 1353 nucleotides long. It is a transcript of the gene FDPS, whose product is annotated as farnesyl diphosphate synthase. The record is from RefSeq and is a predicted model, not a curated record. The transcript is spliced from 9 exons. Gene Ontology annotation, biological process: trans, trans-farnesyl diphosphate biosynthetic process. The coding region runs from base 127 to 1173 and encodes 348 amino acids. NCBI's taxonomy places the organism in Eukaryota, Metazoa, Chordata, Aves, Charadriiformes, Laridae. Gene Ontology annotation, cellular component: cytoplasm. Gene Ontology annotation, molecular function: (2E,6E)-farnesyl diphosphate synthase activity; dimethylallyltranstransferase activity.
GCGGCGGGGUGGCGGCGGGCGCGGCGGCUCCGCACUACGCGCCCCGGCGGGCCCCGCGCCCGGCGCCGGGGGCGGAGCGCCUCAAAAGGCCGCGGGCGGCGGGGCCCGGCCGCGCUCGGGGUCACCAUGAGCGGCAGCGGGGCGGCCGAGCGGGAGGAGUUCGCGGCCUUCUUCCCGCAGAUCGUCCGCGAUCUGACGGAGGGAGGCCUGGGCCACCCGGAGGUGGGCGACGCCGUGGCGAGGCUGAAGGAGGUGCUGGAGUACAACGCGCCGGGCGGGAAGUGCAACCGCGGGCUGACGGUGCUGGCCGCCUUCCGGCAGCUGGCGGGGCCCGAGCAGCGCGACCCCGAGAGCCUCCGGUGCGCCCUGGCCGUCGGCUGGUGCAUCGAGCUGUUCCAAGCCUUUUUCCUGGUGGCUGACGACAUCAUGGACGCGUCCCUUACCCGGCGAGGGCAGCUCUGCUGGUACAAGAAGGAAGGGAUCGGGCUGGAUGCCAUCAACGACGCCUUCCUCCUUGAGUCGUCUGUCUACCGGCUGCUGAAGAAGUACUGUGGGGAGCGCCCGUACUACCUGCACCUGCUGGAGCUCUUCUUGCAGACUGCCUACCAGACUGAGCUUGGGCAGAUGCUGGACCUCAUCACUGCUCCCAUUUCCCAGGUGGAUUUGAAUCGCUUCAGUGAGCAGAGGUAUAAGGCAAUCGUUAAGUAUAAGACAGCGUUCUAUUCCUUCUACCUGCCUGUGGCCGCUGCCAUGUACAUGACCGGUAUUGACAGCAAGGAGGAGCACGACAAUGCCAAAGCGAUCUUGUUGGAGAUGGGUGAAUUCUUUCAGAUCCAGGAUGAUUACCUGGACUGCUUUGGGGACCCGGAGCUGACGGGGAAGGUUGGCACUGAUAUCCAGGACAAUAAGUGUAGUUGGCUGGUGGUGGAGUGUCUCCGUCGGGUCACACCAGACCAGAGGCGGAUCCUGGAGGAGAACUAUGGAUGUAAGGAACCCGAGAAGGUGGCAAAGGUGAAGGAGCUCUAUGAGGCUCUGGGCAUGAGGGCUGCGUUUCAGGAGUACGAGGAGAACAGCUAUGGGCGCCUGCAGGAACUGAUCGGAAAGCACGCCAACCGCCUCCCCAGGGAGAUCUUCCUUGGCCUAGCUCAGAAGAUUUACAAGCGGCAGAAGUGAUGCUGGGCCUGUCCGUGGACUGCUUGGCCUUUACAAAGGGGGCCCGGUGGGGUUCCCCCCCCCCACGCUGUAGCUGCCCCUGGAGCCGGUCCCUGCCCCGCCAUGGGGAGCGGGGGGGGCGUUUGUGGGGGGCCGUGGAUCAUCUGCCAGCCCUUGUGUCAAUAAACAUAAGUUAUUGUG